Messenger RNA from Trichobilharzia szidati, 4594 nucleotides. Lineage: Eukaryota; Metazoa; Platyhelminthes; Trematoda; Strigeidida; Schistosomatidae. The record is from the annotation of a GenBank genome assembly.
CGACCUUGACGCAUUGUACAGCAGUUCUAAAAUAUGUCCUUCACUAGAGUGUGUAGUUUUGUAAAUAUCAGGGUUGCACAGCACUUCAAUGAGCCAACAAAAUUAUGGACCAGGGGAAUGUGUUCGCGUUUGAUGGUACAGAAUGACAUCAACAAACCGAAUUUACAAUCAGUCCCACAUACUAAGAAAGAAUAUUUGGAAAAAUUGCUGCUUCAAUCAGAUUCUCCACAAAAUGCGCGGGUCUUAAAAAUUGCUGUUAUAGGUUGUCCGAAUAGCGGAAAAUCAAGCCUAGUUAAUAUGCUUACAAAGUGGAAAGUUUGCGCGGUAUCCGGAAAAGCACAUACAACACGGUCUAAACAAACAGUAACAUUUUUCCAAGACAAUAUCCAGUUGGCCUUUGUUGAUUUACCUGGACUUGUAAAUAGAUCAAAAGUUUCCAGGUUUAAAUUGGAAAAAACUUUUAUUCGAGAUCCACAUUCGGCUGUUUUCGAUUCUGACUUGAUUCUUGUGGUUGUCGACGCAAGUCACAAAGAAUCCCGUGAAGCACUGCAUGAAGAAGUUGUAAAAGCGUUACACUUUUUCAACGAUAAAGAAUCCAUUCUUGUGUUGAAUAAAAUUGAUAAAUUGUAUACAAAUCCAACAAGGCUGUUAGAUGUUACAAGAAAACUAACUGGGGGCGUUGUGCAUGGUCGCCGUUCACAUGUGGAUAAGUAUGCUGCCAGAUUUAAGCGUCGAGCAGAAUUAGAAGACAAAGCACAUCAUCUUAUUCCACCGAACGAAAUUAUUGCAUCUAGAUUACCUCCAAUAUGCCACGAAACAGCUAACAAAUUCCUUCAGUACAUCAAUAAUUUACGUGCUCAGAUCGAAACACCACAAGUUGAGUUAAUCAAAUCAGACUCCAAACCGCUUCUAGAAGAUGUAAAACAAGAAAUAUCCCAACCAAAGUCUGGUGAUUUCAUGAAAGACCGUCUAUUAACAGAAGUGGAUAAAGAGAAUAUUGAUGCAUUUUUCAGUGAUUAUCAACCGUACGAAAAUGAGAAUCAACAGUUUCAGAAUGAAAUCCAGACGCUUCCAACUUUGUUUAAAAGUGACAAUAAUGAUGUCCUAGAUGCAGAGAGUGAUACGACAUGUGUAGAUUCAAUGUUAGAAACAUUAAAGCAGCAACUGUUGCUUCAAGUAGCAUCACCUGAAGAGGUAGCAAAUCGUCGAAAACGAUGGUUGGAAAUAACAAGAGCGACCAAAGGUAUUACUCAAUGGUCAGGAUUUAGCGAAGUUUUUAUGGUAUCUUCAUUUAUGGGUGACGGGAUAGAUAAACUGAGGGUAACCUACCGACUUUUUCACAUAUAUUAAAUGGGUUUUAUUCUGAAUUAGUGUAUUUUGUAUAAAGGUUAUUUUCAUGCUAAUAAAACAAAUGUCAACAACACCGAUUUUAUUCCUUGAAAUUUUCCAACCAUUUCAGGAAUGAUAACUUAUUCCGAUUCAAACACUUUCCACAGUUGCAGCCUUAGGAUAGAUUUGUGCUAAGUAUCUCUGUUGAAAAAAACCCUGGAUUCACUAGUUUAGACACAUGACUUUCAGAUAUUGGUUUCCGAGGGUGACUGGAUUCUUGGCCCCUUAGCACGCUGUCAUGUGUUGACGCUUUCAUCCUCAGGGGCACAAAGAAAAGUAAUUUAUGAUGACUAAGUAGUACAAAAUGUAUAAAAUAUUAAAUAUCAAGAUGAAGAGAAUACAUUGCCACUGGUUCUAAACAUUAUGAACCAAGCAACUGGAUCAAUUAGGGGACACAGAUGAUUCAUAUAAUAAUGACAACUCGUAAACAGUCGUGCACAUUCACAACCUGAGAAUGCAGCAAUUGAAUUUGCUCUACUACUUUGUUGUUAAGACUAAGUUAAAGGAUCCUUAAUUAGUAGACUAAAAUAAUCAUCUCUCUGAAUUAGAGUUUCCACAUCGCAACACAUCCCUCUAACAAAAUCUGUAGCAUAGUUCAGUGAAAAUUCCUAUUCGAUUACACACUUUUACAACUACUCGACUACACCACAUCGUGGAUGAAACGUCAUCACAUUUUUUUGUUACUUUCAUAUAUGAACUGUUUUGUAUUGCUUCUAUCGUCUCUGUACUUCUCUGUCUUUACCGUUUUGAGUUGCUAAGUAGUUACUUACAUGAAUUUGUUUUUCAGUACGAUACCUAACGCUGGUACGUACAGAUUGAUACAAGUUAGGUUUCAGAGAUAUCUAAAGAAGCUCUUGGUGCAAUGCUUUGGAUAAAUUCACCAUUUUUCUGCUCGAAAAGUACGUCACGUAUGUGCUUAUGCAGGAACCUUGUGGUAUCGGCGUCCACUCUAGUUGGUGUCUCAUUUAGUACUAAAGCAGGGACUGUCGUAAUUAAGUGGAUCUUCACUAACAGUGUUUAGUUUGCUGUCAUAACCUAGUGUUACAGUUAAGUAUGAUAUAUAGUUGUAUUCGACGAUAGUUCCUGGUUCAAGCUAAAGAACUGUUCUAAUUGUGUGAGAUGGUAUGUAAAUUGGAAGUGUACCGUAGCUAUGGAAUGAGGCCAUUAUUGUGAUUACUUUUUUGUUUUUAAAAGGCCUAAUUUAACAGUCAUUGUAACAGUCAUCAGAGUAUUAGUCCGUUACCAGUUUUACUUUUCAGGCUUCGCAAAACUAAUUAGUGAAGUGCAGGCAGACUUUCAUGCAGAUCGUGCAUGCAUUGGUUAUGUGUUCACCUUUCCGAAGUUGAAGGGCACCAUUAUAUCGUAGCCAACAGUCGUAUUUUUUAAUAUUAGGACUGCUUUCGAUUCAUUGAAUAGAGUUGAUUGUUAGUGAGAAAAUUACCGACGUUUUGAAUCCUUGUUUAAAAUCACUUGAGGUAAAUUGGGGUUAUACAAUCACCUAUCCCUAGUGUCUUUGACGACCAAUGGGUUUAAAUAGAGCUGUUCAGUUGUGUCACUCCUCUUUAACUUUCCCUGAUGGUUGGUUUAUUUAGUAUUGUUUACUAGAUGAUGUUUCGAGCACAAUUUACUGCUCAUAAUCAAAUAAAGGUAGUCAUAAAACUUUCAUAUUUAUCGAGUGCCGUGUUCCUUCGUUUUUAUUAGCAGCAGAAUUUUCCGAAUAUAUGCAAUUGACUUUGAAUCAUUCUGGUCGCUGCAUGCAUUUGAUAUUGAUUCGAGAAAAAAGAUUCAGUAAUCGGUCUCCAUUUUACUCUAUUUGACUUUAGAACUUUCAAUCUACCUCACCCGAUAGUGUAACUAUGAGUUAAUGUAUGCAUUGACACCGCUGAGUCAUUUUACAGAUUACUUAUUUUAUUGUAAUCAACAUCCAGUGCAUGCAACAGUAAAUGGUUCAACUGAACUAUAGCAAUAUUCGUACAUGUUAAGUAUUGUUGUUUAUUUGUCAGUAGAUUAUAACGUCUUUUCUGCUCCAGUGGUGUAUGGCAUCGUACCGCAAUAUCCAGGAAGUCUUCAUUAAUUUCCCUGGGUAAAUUUAAGCCUGAUGAAAAUAUUAAUAGGUGAAAAGUUCUAAUUAGGAAGUUGUAAUUGUAGCAUCACAUUCCUGUUUAUAGCUUUUAUGCAACACAAAAACCCACCUCAAAUAGCAUUCCAGUGCCAAAAAUACUCGUAUGUCACUGAAUCAAAAUAAUUAUCUGUGUAGUUAGGUGUAAUAAUCAGAUCGCAUAUGAUACUUAUUCAUUGAUAUAAGUAUAAAACUUGGGCGCUGUGGUAUAGUAUAAUUCCAUUAUGGAGAAAAUUUUAUUUUGAUAAAGUCUCACGGAGCUAUACAGUAACAUUUACUGAAACCGGUCAUCAUCUCCUUGGUACAAAAGUUUUGUUAGCAUUGGCAGUGUAAUCUCAUCUGUCAGAAUUCUAUUUGUGUGCAUAUACUUCCUAACUUUAGGGCAUUAUUUUCUCUACAUUAGUUUGAUGUUGUCCAAAUUUCGACCGUUGUUAACAACAUCUUGCCAAAGAAUACCACUAUUUGGAAACAGAAUUGUUAUUUUCAGAGAGACUAACUGUUUUGGGUCUUAAAGUACAAAGGAUAAAUUUCAAUGAUAACUAUCCGCUGUAUUGUUGUAAAUUACUUGUGGGCAUAUUUUUGAAGUGUGUUAGGCAUCCGGAUUAUUUACAAGCUUUUCAUCUGGAUAGUUGUUUAUGCACGUUAAUUGUAGUCGUACGUGUAAAGAUGCUUUUGACUGAUACAUUUCCAUCAUGUAAUUGUCUGUCUUAUUCUUGAUCUUUGCUUAGUUUGAUGCUUCUAUUGAAAUAAGAUAAUUAUCAGCUGUUUAAAAUCUAUUGGGAAGAUUGAAUAUUGUUUUUGUGAAUAGACGAGUGUUUUGGGGUGUGAUUGGGAGGCAGAUUUCGCUAACAUCCUAAUUGUUUUCUUCCACUUGAAAGUACAUGAGGAGUGUGAUUUUCUGACGAGUAGUCUUACAAAUAUAACCUACCAAAUCGAUAAUCGGUUUUUAGUGUUUCUUGACUGUGCUUUGAAUAACAGACUUGAUUAUCUGGUUUUCCUUUGUCAAAGUUCGAAGAACUAUAGGAUAAUUGAUAUACCUUAUUUGUUCGAAUAUCUAGGUAAUUGUUGAUAUUCUUCAUUAUCCAG